AUGAUACGAUUGGGAUUGAUGAAAAGGAUUCAGAUGAUGAAGAUAUUGAAUCAAGUGGUGAAUAUUACCAAAAUAGUAGCACUUCAGUUGUUGCUAAAUUAUCAAAAGUGUCCAAAGGAUACAGAAGCUCCUGCUGGUGGUGUUGAUGAAAUGACAAAACCAUAUUAUUUACAUGAGCCAGGAGUCUUGCAGAACAUAAGAAGCAAAUAUGAACUCAGUGAAAUUGAUACUUACACUGGCAAUAUUCUAACUGCAAUCAAUCUGUUCCAAAAGUUACCUCAUUCGUAUAAUAGUCAUAUGAUGGAUGAAUACAAAGGAGCACCUUUUAGAGAACUGAGUCCCCAUGUUGUUGCAGUUGCUGAUGUCUCUUAUAGGGCUAUUAUCAAUGAGGGAAAGAGCAAUUCCAUUUUGGUGAUUGGGGAAAGUGGAGCAGAGAAGCAUUGCCUAGAUUUUCUACAGAGCAUACUCAGGGAAAAGCCUUGCUCAACAUUAUUGUGCGAAUAUCACUUACAACACUCAUUUCAUAUCCUGGAGAAACUGAUUUACAGAUUUAGGAUUGAUAUUGAAGCUAACAGACAUGAUGAUUGGUUGGAUACAUGAAGAGUUUCAGAGCUUCUUAGGAUAGCUUAAUGAUGAGUUACUUAAACAAGAAGGUGCCCCUUUAUAGUAAUGUAGUAUUAAUUUAUAUAGUUAGGG
This is a messenger RNA of Lactuca virosa, 696 nucleotides long. The record is from the annotation of a GenBank genome assembly. NCBI's taxonomy places the organism in Eukaryota, Viridiplantae, Streptophyta, Magnoliopsida, Asterales, Asteraceae.